Molecule: messenger RNA, 3781 nt
Organism: Stegodyphus dumicola
Lineage: Eukaryota; Metazoa; Arthropoda; Arachnida; Araneae; Eresidae
Biological process (GO): regulation of transcription by RNA polymerase II
Molecular function (GO): RNA polymerase II cis-regulatory region sequence-specific DNA binding; DNA-binding transcription factor activity, RNA polymerase II-specific
Source: RefSeq, a predicted model, not a curated record
GAUUGGCGCACGCCCCGGCAGACGACACUACGGUAUAGUUCCCUCCUCUUCCCCCCUCCUCCGCCAAUGGAUUGCCUCAGCAAGAAACCAGCCCUCCUGAACGGCCCGCACAGCGUCGCCGGCCUCCGAAGAGUGCACGCCAUUGCCGACGACGGUCCAGUUUUGGAGAUCUCUGCUUUUUAAAUUGCUCGCGACGUGAGAAAAGCGGCCUCGCGCCAAGUGUUUUCGACUCGGCGGUGGCGCAUGUCGGUGGCCACGGGGAACCCAGUGGCGGAGGGCAUGCGGUGGCAGUCGCCGCAUGCGGCAGGAAAGAGCUCAGCGGGAGUGGGAAUGGCUUCCGAAAUGGCCGAUUUUCAUGAUAUGUGGCAAGAUAUUGAAAGUGUUCUUCUGGGUGAAUCAGGAGCUCCCGAAUCCAGAUGUCAAAUGUAUUACAGCACUGCUGAUGGCAAUUCUCAUGUUUUUUCAAAACCAUCAUCUCAUCCUGGAAGUGCUACUUCUAAUGGGUAUUCAUACCAUCAUCCUCAUCAGAUACAUGCGCAGCAACAAUACAUGACACCACCAACUUCGCUGCCGGGAACAAAAUUCCAGUCAUCUACUGGACCCACAAGCAGCUACGUAUUUGGAUCCUACAGAAAUGGUUUCAAGAGAGAGAUUGUUAGCAAUUGCAUGAACAGAAAUGAAUGCCCAACCUUCACCUCUACUUAUUCUAUGCAUUCAGGAUACCCUUCGGACAGUAAACACGAUUCAGUGGCUCCUAUGCUUUAUAAUGGUCAUGGGGCAGCGUAUAAUGGAACAUUGUCCGCACUUCAGUCUCAUAUAUCUCCUCCUGCUUCUCCUGAAAAUUCUGGAAUUCACAGUUUUAGUCAAGCAUCCACAACAAUGGACAAUUAUUCGACAAUUGGACAUAACUCUAGAACUCCAGGGAUGACACCAAUGGGAAAUUAUUCAUACAAUUUGACUAACAGUAUAGGUCCUCCUCCACACUUACGUAUGAUGACACCACCAUCUUCACCACACCUGGCUGACCUUUUGGCUGCCGGAAAUACUAGUGCCAUGCCUUAUGGUAUGACUAGACCCCAAGUCAACCAUCCGCCCUCCCAACUACUCCCGACGGGUAUGGGAGCUUUGCCAACAAAGCACCGACGUGGUCGCAGGAGCACAGGUAGGAAGAAGGUGACUGUCCACACUUGUUCACAUCCAGGAUGCACGAAGACUUACACGAAAAGUUCACAUCUGAAAGCUCAUCUCAGGACUCACACGGGUGAAAAGCCUUACCAAUGCAACUGGAAAGGUUGUGGCUGGAAGUUUGCUAGAUCUGAUGAACUCACUCGGCAUUACCGAAAGCAUACGGGUGACAGACCUUUCCAAUGUAGACUAUGUGAACGUGCUUUUUCCAGGUCAGACCAUCUUUCCUUACACAUGAAGAGGCACGCUGCUGUAUAACAAUGUUUCAGAACUCAAACUUAUGUGUUGCUUAUUUAGAUACUUUCUUUUUUUUUUAAUUUUAAGCAGCACAUUAAAAAGAUAUUUCCCCCUCUAAUAGUUUGCUACACUUGAGUUUGAAAACUAUUGUGUUCUUUUAUUUUUGUACUUAAAUAACUAUAAUGAAGAAAAAUUUAUAUUGACCAUGGAGAAUUCAGUCUUAUUUCACUUCUUAAUUUACUUAAUGUAUUGAAGUUACGAAAUUUAUGGAAAUAACUAAAGAGAAUUUUCUUUUAAGAUAUUAAGAAUACUUUUACUGCAAAAGGUUGAAUUUCACAUAACAUGCAUUGUAGUAAAACCUUUCGUUAUUGCCAUAUAAUUAUGCGAAUCGCUGACUGUUAAUGAUAUUUUCUGUAUUAUAAAGCAAGUAAUAUUUUCUUGCAGAACAAUUGGAUGGAGAUGAAGGAUCAUGCUUUUAAUUGUUCUUCAUAUUUUAUGAAAUUACAAUGUAAUGUCUUGCACUUCACAAAGAAAAAAGUGAAAAAAAAAAUAAGAGGCGAUUGUUUCGAAAUAAGAGUGAAAGGAACAGUUUUUCCCUACUAUUCUUGAUAUAUUUGUUUUUCAUUUUUAUUUACCUGGUUUAAAAAAGUUCAUUUUACUGUCCGAAACUUAUAAAAAAUUCAAAUUUGACCACAAGAACUCAAAACGAUUAGAGAAGUUUUUAAGCUAAUAUCAUGACGAAAACAUUAGAUAAGAAGUAUUUUACUUGCAAAUUCCGAAAAUACGCAUUUAAGAUGGAGUGAAAAUAAGUUAGCAAGAACUAUAACAGGAGUAUGUACUUUUCUAUUUAAUCUUGAACGACAUUUUCAUCUACAGAUUUCUACAUUUCACUACGGGCUCGUGUAUGCAUCGCCAAGAAGGAAGCUCAAAAAUAAAUAAAUAAAAUAAAAUAAAAUAAAGUGCAUUUUUUACUGGAAUGUGCUGAAGAAUUUAUAACACUCAGAAGUAAAUAAAAUAAAGUAAAUAAAAUAAAGUGCAUUUUUUACUGGAAUGUGCUGAAGAAUUUAUAACACUCAGAAGUAACUAAAAUGCAAUCGUCCUCAGAUCUAAUUCCAAGUAGAAUACGAAAACAAAAUCCUAGCUAUGCAUUGUAGGAAAUAUCACUUACUUCAAAAAUUAUGUGAAGAAAUUCAAAAGUAUGCAUAAAAUUGAAUUGCAAUUAGGAUAUUAUUCCUACCUUUUAUGAAACUAGACAGUUUGAAUGCAGCAUUGCCGACUAUCAAGCGCUUAUUCAGUCGUUACAAGACCUCAGAUCAGCCACUGAAUCCAAAUGCCUUGCAAAUAGGAAAUCAAGAUUAUAAUGAACUACUCGUCAUGCAGGAAAUAAGUUGGAGAAAUGAAGAAACAAGACUCAAGCUAUAAACUUGUUAGCAGAUAUCUAAGGACAAGAGCUCGUUGCUGUCGUAGUUUUCUAAAAAUAUUGCUGAUUCCUGUUGUGCAGUAGUCGCUGUUGUUAUGAUCGCUGUUGGCAUAUGCUGAUCUUCCUCAAUGAAAGCAUCUUUGUGAGCUUCUUUCGUUUUCCUCGUUUCUACUUAAAAAGGAUUUUGGAUUUAAAAGGAAUUCAUCAACGUAAAUAUCCAAUGAAAAAUUUUUGUAAAUAUUGAUUCAAGAAUAUUUUAUAAAUGUAGUACCUUGUGGCUGCUAUUCAUCUAGAUUGAAUGAAAGUUUAAAGAACAAAUGACUGACGUUUCAUUAAAAACAAUUUUAUCUUUAAAUAAAAAUUCACUCAGUAGAAGGUAUUAGAAAUGCUACUAUUCCCAGCUCAUGUUUCUGAAAUUAAAAAUGGAGCAUUUAAGUGUAAAAUGAUCUCCCUGGAUUACAGAGGUAAAUAGAGGGUAAUUGCUCCUACUUCUCGUGUAAGCCUUAGCUGUUUGCGUGUGCCUUUACCCCCACUUAUUAGUGUAAUAUCAGCCUACUUGCUUCCACUCUGGCCAACCUCUCGGUGACGAGUAAAGAUCCCUAAGUCCGAUUAUUCUCAAGAAACAAAUAUUUUGUCUUUUGAAGUAGGAAAACAUGUAUAAUAUUGAUUCUCCGUAACAAGAUUUCUAAAAAUUUUCAAUGAAGUGCCUUAAUUGAAAUCUGUACAUUUGACAUGCUGGUCGUGUGCGAGUGUAUAUAGAUUGUAUAUAUGAUUUAUGUAUAGUGUUUGUCUCUUAUUUAAUGGUACUCUUUUCGUUACCAAGAAAUGCCAAUUAUUUUUUAAAUAUACGUAUUGGUUGUAUAUACUACUUAAUUGUAAAUGUUUGUAUUUUGAAUGCUUUUUGGUUGGGAUUUUGACAUGAAUAAAAAUGUAUUUUUG